AUGGGGAGAAGAAGGCGAAUUGUGAAUGAAAUUCCUAGUGAUUCAGAGUCUGUUGAUGGGUUGUGCGAUUCUAAUGAUGAAGAUGAGGUAUUGGAUCGCAGAGUAGAUCAUGUUGCCCCUGCAAUCAACAAUCUUCUCGAAGAUGAGGCACACGAAGAAGAAAUUGCCGACGAAACAACCACUACAGAUUCAAAUAAAAGUGAAAUUUGGAGAUCGACGAGUAUUCCAAAGACUGAUUUACCUUUCAGUAGGAGUUACGGGCCCAUCAUCCCUGACUCCGCGUCUUGUCCAAAGGAUAUAUUUCUUUGUUUGUUCCCUGAGUCUCUAUUAGAUGUUAUUGUAGAGCAAACAAAUUUGUUUAUUUCUCAAAAGAAGUCAAAAGGAGAUCUUAUCACCAAAGAUGAGUUGAAAAUUUUCAUAGCGAUCAAUAUCCAUAUGGGUUACAAGAAGUUACCUUCGUAUCGGGAUUAUUGGUCUAAUAGCCCUCAAUUCCAUGAUUCAUAUAUUUCUUAA
Molecule: messenger RNA, 513 nt
Organism: Phymastichus coffea
Lineage: Eukaryota; Metazoa; Arthropoda; Insecta; Hymenoptera; Eulophidae
Exons: 1
Coding region: 1-513 (170 amino acids)
Source: RefSeq, a predicted model, not a curated record